Aureobasidium pullulans EXF-150 is the source of this 1225-nucleotide messenger RNA. RefSeq lists its product as uncharacterized. The transcript is spliced from 3 exons. Lineage: Eukaryota; Fungi; Ascomycota; Dothideomycetes; Dothideales; Saccotheciaceae. The record is from RefSeq and is a predicted model, not a curated record. Bases 207 to 989 code for a protein of 260 amino acids.
UGGACAAAGAGGUUGCCUUGCUAACACAGGACUAUCUUUCUGGUCGUCAACUCAACCGUCAUCAGCUCAUCUUUCUUGCCAUGGUUACUUACGCAAACCCGGUCGAUGCCCUCAAGUAUUACGAGUAUUGCUACAAGACAGAUUUUUGACAGAACAGGCGCUUCGGCGAACACAAUAUCCUGAGCCACCUGGCUCGCUUCGAUCCCAUGCCUGCUCCCAAACCCGCUAGACCUCCACCCAGGUCGGCACCAAGAGCACCUAAGAUAUCCGCUCCGAUGAAUGCUCCCAAAGGACCUAGAAAGGCACCAAAAUCAGCUCGUAACUUUCGAAACAGACGCAGACCUGUCCGCGAUCAACCCGACGGCCUCAAGGCAUCUGGUGUUGAGAUCAUGAGGAGCUUCCGCAAGGCUCGCAAUGCCAUGGCCAAAGCUGCCGACCGUGGACACGAUGUCAUUCCAGUCUUGAUCGACUGCUUUGCAGACACAGUACAGAGAAGAUCUGCACAACGUCCAAGUAGGGACGAGUUGAACCGACUAUGCGAGGUAGCCUACGAGGUGCUCGAGAGAGAGUACAUGACUGGAGGUACCCGAGACAUCGUGGAGCUUGUCAUGAUGCUUGCUCCCCAGGCUCGAUACGGCAGAGCCCCAUCGCACUUCCAUCCAUACGUCAACAACCCUACCGGGGCAUUUUACGGUAUUCGCUCCAGAUAUAUGAGGUCUGCAGUGAAUCAGGUCAAAAUGCUGUACGGCAAGGAGGCCAAGACGGGAUCGCAACCCUCUCACUCUCUGGCUCGAGAUGUGAAGAAGGCGGAGUACCGAUUGGCAGAUUUGAUCGGCUGGUACGCCAGAUUAGAUGGUUCAAUGAACAAGGAGGAGUACGAAUUCUUGCGCACGGUGUUUCCUCACCGCAUGUUCGAAGAUGCUGCGGAGUAUGAUCUGAUCAAUACUGGAAGGCUUGAUGUAUUGCUUCUGUUGGGAAGAUGGGUCUGAUCCAAUAUUGUGGAUCUCGAAUGCAUGGGAAACUGUGUACGAUGAGGCUGGCUGGUGCCGAUGGAGGAGAAUACCAGAGAAGGCCAAUACAGAGUUAUGGCUAAGGGUGGUGUUUGUGAAGGGGUAUUUCGGGAGCGUACAUUACUCGAUGAUACUGGCUGGCUUAUCAGAGUCGGCAUACAAGAGACAGAUAUUAGCUACGAGAUUACAACUGCAUGCUGAUAUGAACAAGCGGC